This is a messenger RNA of Emiliania huxleyi CCMP1516, 771 nucleotides long. RefSeq lists its product as hypothetical. The transcript has 6 exons. Lineage: Eukaryota; Haptophyta; Isochrysidales; Noelaerhabdaceae. The annotation marks the transcript as partial. The record is from RefSeq and is a predicted model, not a curated record.
CAGCGCUCCUCGCCGCCCGUCGCGGCCGUGCUGGCCGCGGUCCCGACCUGCCUUGUGAUGGAGUUCGUGCCCGGCGUCUCGCUGAAGGGGCUCGCCAUCACCGCCCUCUUCGACCCGCCCGCCGCCGCGGCGCGCUGCGAGCGCGUGUUUGGCCCUCGAGGCGAGCUCUCGCCGUCUGGCCGCGAGCAGCUGCAGAUGCUCGGGCGCACGCUCGCCUUUGACAUCCUGAUUCACAACUACGACCGGCUGCCCUGCAUCUGGGGCAACGACGGCAACUCUGAGAACGUGAUGAUCGACGCCGAGGACCGGGUCGUGGCCAUCGACUCCAUGAUGAGCGCGUUCGACCCGCACGAGCCGCGCUCUGCGCCCCUCUUUGGCGAGUACAAGCGCAAGGUGGCCGCGCUCGUGGGGGAGGUGUGCGCCUCGCCGCGCGCGCCGCAUGCCGCUUUUGCCCCCCUGCGGCGGCUGCUGCUGCACGGCAGCGGCGACGAGUCCAGCGAGGCGUACUGCCCCCCCCUCGACUACGACAUUGGCGUGGCGGGCGUGCUGGAGGUGCAGCAGGGCUUCAGCGCCGCCAUCGCCGACAUCGCCGCCCUGCCGCCCACGGCGUUCGCCGACCUGCCCGAGCUGCUGCACCUCUUCCUCGGAGGGCCGGGCGGGGGCGACACGCGGUGCAACCCGGCCUUCGUCGGCAGCAUCGCCGCCAUCUUCCGACGCGCGACCGCCCCGCAGGCGCGCGCGCAGGCCAAGUUCGGGCUGCACGCGCGCGGG